GUCAGCGGACGCCGGGGGUUCACGUCUCCCCGCAGCGCCGGGGGCCGAUGGGUGCCGGCCCCGCGUCCGCCCCGCGAUGGAGGUGAGGGGCCACAUCAUCCCCCCGGGCACCUACAGCCCUGCAGGGGCGCCCGCGGGGCGGCUGCAGGAGCUGCGGGAGCGGCAGCGGGGGCUGCGCCAGGCCCUGGGGCUGCGCCUGCGGGAGCUGCGGCGCCUCUGCCUGCAGGAGGCCGAGCUGACGGGGAAGCUGCCCCCCGAGUACCCCCUGGAGCCCGGCGAGAGGCCCCAGCCCCCCCCACGCCGUCGGGCCGGGGGUCCCCCCCGGGGCCCCCUCCCUGAGGCGGCGCGGGCGGCUCGGCGGGAGGUGGCGGUGCAGCUACAGGUGGUAGAAGCCGCCCGGCGUUUGGCGGCCGCCCCGGGGUUACCCCCCGAACAGCGUCGCCGCCGUCAGCGCCUGCAGGCCGAGGCGGCCCAGCGGCUCCGGCAGCUCCGCGCCCAGCUCGGCGCCGCCGCCGCCGCGCACGACGAGAACGGGUCCCUCUGCGACCUGCCCGCCCUGGAGAACGGGGCCCUGCCGGGGCUACCCCCCCCAAAACCCCCCCCGAGCGGAACCGGCCGCCCUUCGCCCCCCCGGGCAGGAUCCGGCAGCCCCGACCGCCGACCGCCGUGGGUCCCCGAGGCCGCCGUGGGGGGACCCGGCCGCCGCAGCUCCCUCGCCAGUCCUGCCAGCCCGGCGCGGACCCUGCCCCGCAGCGCUUCCAGCUUCGAGGGCCGCAGCGUCCCGGCCACCCCCGUCCUGGCCCGCAGCCCCUGCGCCCGCGGGCACCCCCUCUGCCGCCCCGAGGCGCCGGGGUUGCCCCCCCGGCCCUGGUCGGGCAGCCAGGACUCGCAGCUGGGGGGGCCCCCCGGUCCCCGGCCCCCCGCCGCCGGCCCCCCGCACCCGCCGCAGCAACAGCUCGGAGGCCUUGAUCGACUGGGGGGGCCCCCCCGAAAGCACCCCAGAGGCCGCCCGGGGUCGGGGGGGCCCCCCUUCGGGCCGAGCAGCGCCGCAGUCAGAAGUGGCUGGCGCUGGAGGGGCUGCGGGGACUGGUACCUGCGGCACACGGGGGCCCCCCCGGCGGCACCCCCCGGCCCCCGCCUGCCGCCCCCCCGGCCCCGCCUGGGCCCCCCGCCGCCGCGACCCCCCCGGCCUGCCCCACUCGCUCAGCUACGCCGGGGCCCUGGCGCCCAGGGCCUCGGGGGACUCCCCUGCGGCUGCCCCCCCUCCCACCACGGACCCACAGCCCCCCGGCACCCUGGUGUGACCCCCAGAUUCGAGGGGUCACACUCCCGGAAUCACUCCAUGCCCCACUCCGUGUGUGGGGAGGGAUCCCCAGAUUUGGGUGGGGAUACCCCUAAAUUUGGGGGGAAGCCCCCAAACCCCGGGGCCCCCCCUCCGGACCCGCUCCUGGCGAGCGGCCGGUUUCGGGGAGCCCCUGUUGCAUGCCCCCCUCGGGAACAGGGGGUCCGGCAGCGGGGGGGGGAGGGAGGGGGGCGCGGGGAGGCUGCACAGCCGGGUUCAAUACAGGGACCUGCUGCCAUUGCCUUGCCUGGCUCUUUUUUGGGGAAAACGGUGCCAUUUUGGGGUUCCCUCGCUGCCCCGAUAGCUCCUGUACGGCCCCGGGAGGUGGGUCCCUGCGUAUUCCGUACAUUUCCAGGGGCCGCCUGUACGGCCUGGGGUGGGGGGCAAGGGGACCCUACGUAUUCCUGGGGGGACCUAUGCGUGCUGUGGGGGUUCUAA
This is a messenger RNA of Harpia harpyja (harpy eagle), 1780 nucleotides long. RefSeq names its product coiled-coil domain containing 120 (gene CCDC120). Lineage: Eukaryota; Metazoa; Chordata; Aves; Accipitriformes; Accipitridae. The transcript has 9 exons. The coding region runs from base 77 to 1780 and encodes 567 amino acids. The record is from RefSeq and is a predicted model, not a curated record.